AUGGCACAGUUUUGUGGAACAAAACUAAUACAUACUUCGUCGUAUCACCCGCAGUCUAAUGGCAUCAUCGAAAACAUACACCGAACACUAAAGUCUGCCCUUAUGUGCCACGAAAAUGAGUCAUGGUUAGAAGCAUUGCCAUGGGUUCUAUUAGGAUUGCGAGCAGUGGCGAAAGAAGACUUAAAGAAUUCUAGCGCAGAACUCACCUUAGGAGAACCUUUGAGACUUCCUGGUCAAUUUUUUAAAGAUCACACGGACAUAUCAACUACAACCGUCAUGGAUAAUUUACAUAGGAUCUUUAGAAAUUUAAAACCACAGCCUACGUCAUCUCAUAGCCCGAAAAAGAGUUUCAUCCAUAAAGAUCUGGACAAGUCUAGUCAUGUUUUCAUCAGGCAAGAUAUGAUAAAGCCGACUCUGACGCAACCUUAUAAAGGACCUUACAAAGUUUUGGAGAGAGGAGAAAAGACUUUUAAACUGGACGUUUCGGGCCAGCCAAAAUCCUUUUCUAAAGACAGACUGAAACCUGCAUACACGACUGCCGAAUAA
This is a messenger RNA of Ctenocephalides felis (cat flea), 546 nucleotides long. RefSeq lists its product as uncharacterized. Gene Ontology annotation, molecular function: nucleic acid binding. The record is from RefSeq and is a predicted model, not a curated record. The coding region runs from base 1 to 546 and encodes 181 amino acids. The transcript has a single exon. Lineage: Eukaryota; Metazoa; Arthropoda; Insecta; Siphonaptera; Pulicidae.